Labeo rohita (rohu) is the source of this 3936-nucleotide messenger RNA. It is a transcript of the gene rab33ba, whose product is annotated as RAB33B, member RAS oncogene family a. Gene Ontology annotation, biological process: Rab protein signal transduction. Bases 233 to 946 code for a protein of 237 amino acids. Lineage: Eukaryota; Metazoa; Chordata; Actinopteri; Cypriniformes; Cyprinidae. Gene Ontology annotation, cellular component: endosome; Golgi apparatus. The record is from RefSeq and is a predicted model, not a curated record. The transcript has 2 exons. Gene Ontology annotation, molecular function: GTP binding; GTPase activity.
CUACAGACCCAAACAGUGUAAGAAGACUCCGUCAGGAAUGCAUCAGCAAAAUGCGGAGUCUACCGGUCAACACAUCAAAUACAGUUCCUGACGUUUAAAUCUUUGAAAUUUCCACAUGAAGCUUGAGGUGAAGGGCUGAAGGUUGCGUUUGAAUCAUUUAUCUGACCCGUUAGCAUCAAUACAUUUGCACUGUGCCAUUCUGUGAGGCACUUGUUUGCCCUAGGAAGAUAGCAUGGCAGAUAUCGAGUCCUCCUUUGAAUUUAGCUCAUCUCUUACCAGCUCUUCGCUGCCUCCCCCUCGGACUCGAAUCUUUAAGAUCAUCGUGAUCGGAGACUCUGGAGUUGGCAAGACUUGCCUCACCUAUAGAUUCUGUGCGGGCAAGUUUCCAGAUAAGACUGAGGCCACUAUCGGUGUGGAUUUUCGAGAGAAGGUUAUUGAAAUAGACGGCGAGAAAAUCAAGGUCCAGCUAUGGGACACCGCAGGCCAGGAACGCUUCCGAAAGAGUAUGGUGCAGCACUACUACCGCAACGUCCACGCUGUGGUGUUUGUCUACGAUGUCACCAACGCCGCUAGUUUCCGAAGCCUUCCGGCCUGGAUCGAGGAGUGCCGCCAGCAUGCCCUGGGUCAAGAGGUGCCCAGAAUCUUAGUCGGCAACAAAUGCGACCUACGUCACGCCGCUCAAGUAAGCACCGACGUAGCGCAGCAGUUCGCCGACGCACACUCGAUGCCUCUCUUCGAGACCUCUGCCAAAAACCCCUAUGGAAACGACGACGGCGGUAGGAAUAAUAGUGACCACGUGGAGGCCAUUUUUAUGACGGUGGCGCACAAGCUGAAAUCUCAGAAGCCACUGGUGUUAAGCCAACCACCGUCAGGAGAUACUGUCACUCUCAGGAGGCAGGAUGAGGAGGACAGGGGAAGUUGGGGAUGUGGAUGUUGGAGGAGCUAAUGAAGGAGUCACCACUGUACAGAAUGGAAAUGGUGAAGCACCUUUUAAAGAAGCAGGUUCAGAUGUGCUUUUGUGUUAUUUGUGAAAGUCCAGGUCUAAGGUUGGGGACACGGGAACAUCUGUUCUCAAGAUUUCGUUUUGUAUCUGGCCAUUAUUUUAAAGGGAAAAUCAUUCCUCUAUCACUCAAACCAGAGGCUUUGAGAAGUUGCAUGUAGGCCCGUCUGCCUUACAUAUACAAGCUUCAUCCAUUAUAUGUCUAACUCAUAUCAUACACCACUGCCAAACACGCUCUACAUUUGCCUACUAAAGAAUUUCACGACGCAAUUAGAUAAACUGUUCUGUUAAAUCACUUUCAAGGUGACAGGUUUUAGUCUGUGUGUUUGUUGUUUGUUCUUUCAUUCUGUGUCACCCACACACAUGCAGGCACUUCCUGUGAAAGUUGUCAGUUCGCUAAAGAGAAACUGAUGAGCAAACACCAAAUGCAGGUUAUUUAUUACUGCUGCUAAAAUAAUUUAAAGAAAAUAAAGCUGAUAUCCUUGCCUUGCCUAAAGCCAGUCCUAGUCUACUGCCAGUGUUUUAUUUAUUGCCAAUUUCUUUUCUUCUAGCAGUCAUUCAUCUGAAUAAAAUAUUCUUGAUUAUGCAUGAUAACCAGUACUUUCUGUGAAUCAUGUUGAAAUGUAGAUAAAAAGGGACUAGAAUUCGCUGACAAUAUUUCCUUCAGUGUCUACACAGUCAGGUUUUGUAUGUAGUACUGCUUUGUUAGGCAAAAUGAAAAUGAUCUGUACUGUAUAAUCGCAGAUUAGUACCUCAUAUUAUUCAUGGCAUCUGCUCUGUGCAUGGCAUAAAUUUGAACAAAAGGUCUGAUAUCAGUCUAUAUUUCAAUAUGUAAUCUGUCAGUACAAGUAUACAGAUAUGCUAAUGAUUAAAUUGUCUUUCCCUUCCCAUCUUCUUGAUACGCAGGACAGAGUUCAAUCCAUUACAGGGAAUAUUCACUCAUGUCUUUAUGUAACCACAGCUGGUCCUGUGGAGUGCAUGAAAGAUGCUCAGGCAUGACAUGCUUUAUUUCUUUUAUGGGGAGUUGCCAAAAACAGGUUUUGCGUAUGAUUUCCGGUUAAUUUUUUAGAGUACAAUUAAGGUCAAAAGUUUACAUAUACCUUGCAAAAUGUUAAUUAUUUUACCAAAACAGGAGGGACCAUACAAAAUGCAUGUUAUUAUUUACCCUGUUCAAAAUUACCCUGUUCAAAAGUUUACCAGUUACCCAAAUGAUCCACAGCUGUUUUUUUUUUUAAGUGAUCAACAGUUAAACUGCCCGCUGUUCUUCAGAAAAAACCUUAAGGUCACACAAAUUCUUAGAUUUUUUUUUUCUGCUUUUUGUGUAUUUGAACCCUUUCCAACAAUGACUGUAUGAUUUUGAGAUCCAUCUUUUCACACUGAAGACAACUGAGGGACUAUUAUGCAACUAUUACAGAAUGUUCAAAUGCUCACUGAUGCUUUAGAAGCAUUAACAAUGUCUUAAGAGCUGGGGGGUGAAAACUUUUUGAAUUUGUAGAUCAGGGUAAAUUUAACUUAUUUUGUCCUCUGGAAAACAAGUAUCUUCUGUAGCUCUUGAAGGGCAAAACUAAAUUAAAAAAAUAUGUGAUAUUUAGGCAAAAUAAGAAUAAUGUACACAUCUUCAUUCUGUUCAAAAGUUUUCACCCUCAAGCUCUUAAUGCUUUGUUUUUCCAUCUAGAGCAUCAGUGAGCAUUUGAACCUUCUGUAAUAGUUACAUAUGAGUUCCUCAGUUGUCCUCAGUGUGAAAAGAUGGAUCUCAAAAUCAUAGUCAUUGUUGAAAAGGGUUCACAAAAAUGCUGAAAAACCAAAGAAUUAGUGGGACCUGAAGGAUUUUUCUGAAGAACAGCAGACAGUUUAACUGUUCAGGACUUUCACCACAGCUCUGGAUCAUUCAGGUAACAAUACAAUAUUAAGAAUGAAGGGGAUGUAAGGGUCAUUUUUAUAAAUUCAAUUAUUAUUUUCUCUUGUGGACAAUAUGUAAAAUCUUUUAUGUUAAAUAUCUCAUUUAGGUCAGUACUAAAUAAAAAAAAACUUUUUUUUUUGGUAUGAAACCCUCUUAUUUUGGUAAAAUAAUUAACAUUUUGCAGAUUCUGCAAGGUGUGUUUAAACAUUUGUCCUCAAUUGUAGGUUGGUUAAGGGCCUGAUUAGCUGAUACAUUGCAAUGUUUGAUUCGGGUUCAAUAAUAGGCAUGUGUUUGGUUGAGGAAUUGUGCACGGUUAAUGAUGGCUCUUAAAAAUUUAAAUGCAACGUGUUGGAUGCAUAUUAAGACUUGUCUAUUUGUGCUUAUGGGUCCUUACAGAAGGUUUAUGUCUUAUUUAUCUGCCAGAAACAUCAUAAGCAUUUAUAAUUUUUGUAGGUUUGUGCUAAACUGGUCUUGAUAAAAAUCCUUGGUCGGGAUUCUCUUCGUUGUUGUCUGUACAAAUUUUUCUUUUUACCCAGUGUACCAUUUUAAGUGUCCUUCAGAGUUCUGUAUUUUUUUCUGUCUUCAUUAACACAUUAAUAACAUAGUUAAUAAUGUAUAAUAUGAGCAGAUCUCAAAAAUCCACGAAAGAUCUAAAUGCAGAAAAAUAUAUGGAAUAUGGUUUAAGAUUAUUAACAUGUUGAAGUGUUACAUUUUUAUUAUAUGGAAUUGUUUAUUAUUCUUGGGAAAUUAUGCAUCUUUGCAACCAAAGUGUAUGAGCCAAUCCAUGAUAUCAGGGGUCAUCAGUUAAAAUAGCACCUUGCAAUGCCAGAACUCAAGCAUGCACAACAUAUCUUUACUAGUCAUUUGUCUGAUACAACUCAUGCCUUUAAUGUUGGUCAGUGAGUUGAAGUGAUACAGUUUUGAGAAAAUAAACAAUAUAAACCGUCAAUCCACUAUAAUCAGAGUGCAAAAGAAAUCAGUGCUUGGUUUUAACUGUUUCAAUGUUUUACUAAAAAAUAAAGUACAACAUCUUUGA